Molecule: messenger RNA, 756 nt
Organism: Schistocerca piceifrons (Central American locust)
Lineage: Eukaryota; Metazoa; Arthropoda; Insecta; Orthoptera; Acrididae
Exons: 4
Coding region: 1-756 (251 amino acids)
Source: RefSeq, a predicted model, not a curated record
AUGAAUAAAUUACGCGCCGUCGCGCCGCGCCUCUCCGUCCAGUGUAAACACGCGCUGCCGCUCCUGCUCCGGGUCUGCGCCGCCGCCCGGGGCGCGCGCGGCCCCCACCCCGCGCCGCGCCCGCUGACGUCACGCGCCGGCACGCCCAACCGCGGGCCUCCGCGCCGCACCGCGCUCCGCCAUUGGCCGGCGGCCGCGGAGCGCGCCCCGCCUGCUCAUCAUUUGAUUUCGGCGUCGCGGCGGCGAAGCACCGCCGGUAGCAGCAGCAGCAGCGGCACCGCCGGCGAACGCAGCCGAGCCCCGCCGAGCGCCGAGUGGCCUCUUCGCCGGCAGCGUCGCGACGCAUCCGCCUCCGGCGCCCAGUCGCCGCCGCCGAUCCGCUGCGCCGCGCCGCGCUGCCCUGCGCCGAUAUUACCCCCUUACCGCUACCGCGCCUACAACCCGCAGCCCGUGGUCGGCGUGCCGCACCACCACGCGCCGCCCUGCGUCAUGGGCGGCGCCGGGCCCGGGGCCCAGCGGCCGCAGCCGCCGCCCGCCGUCUUCCCCGCCAUGAACCUCCAGGGCGACGGGUGGGCCACGGCGUUGGAAGCGGCGGGAGUGGGCGUAAGGAGUAUUGACGGGGCGAGGGUGGUGGCGGCUGCGGGCCCCAUCUGGCUGCAGGCUGCGGGGGCGGAGGCCUCUGGGGGCGGCGGGGGCGGGGAGGGGAGGGCCCGGCCGACAAAUGGCGGCAACGGCAGCGGCGGCCUGCGCUGCUGA